Symbiodinium sp. CCMP2456 is the source of this 483-nucleotide messenger RNA. Lineage: Eukaryota; Dinophyceae; Suessiales; Symbiodiniaceae. The record is from the annotation of a GenBank genome assembly.
AUGCCGUAUGAGAUAUGUGUCAAGAAUCGGCAGCAGAACAUCUUGCUCUUGACGGUUGAGGAGACAGACACAAUCCAUGAUCUGAAACAGGACGUGAAGGCCAGGGUGGGCGACGCCGAGGAGCCUUUGUUUUUCAAUGGUGUGGAGCUCUUGGAUGAGGAAGCAACCCUCUUGGAGUACAACAUCGUUCCGGACGAGUGUCCUGGAGGCCCCAUUGUGCACUUGGGAGGCUGCGCAGCCUUUGACCUCGAGUGCGAGCUCCCUUCGGGACGACAGCUCAGGGAGAGCGUCACGGGUGACACCACCGUAGCGCAGCUGAAAGGCCGGAUCACUUCCGAGGCAGGCAUACCCUACCUUUGCAUGAAGCUCCUCGCGGGCGAUCUCGAACUUCGGGACCCGGUGUGUCUUCGGCACUACGAUCUGGCAGGGCUGGGUCUGAGAGUCGUGACGACCCGGCGGCUCUACGCCGGCCCAGCGGCUUAG